Messenger RNA from Cetraspora pellucida, 543 nucleotides. The record is from the annotation of a GenBank genome assembly. Lineage: Eukaryota; Fungi; Glomeromycota; Glomeromycetes; Diversisporales; Gigasporaceae.
AUGCCACCUAGAUGCCCUAGUAAAAACAAUUCUAAAAAACAAAAAACCAAAUAUGACUUUAAUAAAAAAGCCAGUGAACUUGCUAAAUACAAUAAACAAAAUGAUUAUUUUUUUAAUAAAACAAUUUGUAUUUCUCUUUUUGUCAAAGUAGAUGAAACUGGUGGAUUUUCUGGCAUCUUUAAUCCAACCUAUGAUAUAAACAAACCUGAUAAAAAAAUUUGCUCCUUAUAUAGUACUUUUGAUCGUAAUAAAAUAAAACCAACCAAGGUUUUAUCUAAUCAUUUAGUUGCUUUAAAUGAAUCUAAAAAGCAUGAAAUAUACGGUUCUUAUAUAAUUCUUCAGAAUGCAUCAGGUUUUGGUAAAAAUGCUAAAAUAGGAAAAGUUACAUUUAAUUAUAUUAUUGAGUAUAAGGAAAUAUUUCUUGAUGCAAACACACCACUAGAUAAUGAAACAGAUAAUGAAUAUGAGUAUUUUGGAAAUGAAGAGAUGAUGUUCGACAAUUAUGAACAAGACCUAACACCUGAUAUAAUAAUAAUAGAUUAG